AGCAAGGUGGAGAGGGUAGUGAAGGUCCCAGAGCCGCCAUUACCGCCCGCACCAGCUGCUCAACGUUACUACAACUUUCGUCAUUUUCAUCAGUAUUUCAAUGUUUUCGUCUUAUACGUGCUUCCUCGGAUAGCUCAACAUGAAUCGUCAGAGAGGUCAUCAGCAGAACAACGCUUACCAUAAUAAAGGCCGUGGUAGACAUUUCGAUAACAGUUAUAAUGAGGCCCAUACUAGCCAGAAAUAUGAACAGGGGACCCAUUCAGGCUGGGAUAGAAACAAUCAUAAUCAAACCCAUACUAGUAGGAAAUAUGAACAGAGGACCCUUUCAGACUGGGAUAGAAGUACUCCUAAUCAAGCUCACACUAGUCGGAAACAUGACCAGUGGACCCAUUCAGAAACGAACUGGAAGUGUCAGAAAUGCCAUUGUUCCAACUUCUCAAACAGAACCUAUUGCUAUAAAUGUGGAAAUUCAAAAGACAGCAGGCCCUGCACAUAUGUCCCAGUGCAAUGGAAUAGGGAAGCAGGCACUGGGUGGAAUGAAGAUGAAGAUAAAUAUAGAAAGAAAGAUACAGAUACAAGUAAUUAUGAACCACCAGUCGAACAACUGAUUGACUGGGACUCGGUUUAUGAAGCGAAUGACAAGUUUGAAGCUGAGCGUUGGGCUCAUCUUCCACCUUUACAGAAAACCCUUUACAUAGAAGAUCCUGAAGUGAAAUUGAUGAGCGAAAAGGAAGUUCAAGAUUUCAGGUUUGUAAAUGUGCAGGGUUCAUGGCAUUGUUAUAGGAGAAAAACCUUGGCCUUUAUUCUGCCAGCUCUGUUACACAUUGUUGCUCAGCCAACUCCUCGUUUGGAACGUGUUGGACCAACUUGUCUUGUUCUUGCUCCAACUCGCGAAUUGGCUCAGCAAAUUGAAAGGGAGGUAUUGAACUAUCAGUAUAAAAAUAUACAAUGUGUGUGCAUUUAUGGUCAGGGGGAUAAGCAUCAGCAAAUUCGGAAGAUAAAUACCAAGUCAGAAAUUGUUAUUGCAACUCCAGGGAGGUUAAAUGACUUUGCUGAGAAAGGUAAGAUUGCCACAUGGCCUGAAGGUGUUAGAGACCUGGCCCAGAGUCUGCUGAAGGAUCCCAUGCAUGUUGUUGUUGGGAGUUUAGAUCUUCAAGCUGUGCACACAGUGACUCAACAUGUGGUUUUCUGUACAGAAGAUGAGAAGAGGAAUGAACUACUGAGGUUUAUCAGAAGUAUGUCAAAAGAUGAAAAAGCUAUUGUUUUUGUUGGGAAAAAAGUUACAGUGGAUUAUCUUUCAGUUGAAAUGCUGGAAAAUGGAUUGUGUGUGCAGAGUAUGCAUGGUGACAGAGAUCAGUGUGACCGCGAACAAGCACUAAAUGAUUUAAAAACUGGUAGAGUUAAAGUUCUCAUUGCUACUGAUGUUGCUGCAAGAGGAAUUGAUGUCACUGAUGUUACACACAUUCUGAAUUAUGACUGUCCAAGAGAUAUGGAGGAGUAUGUACAUAGAGUUGGACGCACAGGCCGGGCUGGUCGCAUUGGCAUUGCUUACACGCUGGUCACAAGAGAAGACUGGAGGAAUGCUGGAAAAUUAGUAAAUAUCUUGGAGAAGUCAAAUCAGGAGGUCCACCCUGAAUUACACCGCAUGAAGGAACGUUGGGAGAAAGCCAAGGCUGAAAAAGGUCUGCGUGAAAGAACAGGGCGCUUUGGAAAUAAGGCCUUCCAGAAUUAUAAAAAAUUUUGAUUUUUUCCUGGAUACAGAGUUCCAUUAUCUCUAAAAUAACUUCAGUGAAGGACACUGCUGAUUAUCAAACUUUUUUUAUGAAAAAGUUACUUUAAUUUAUAGCUAUAUUUUUUUUGUGAGUUAUUUAUGAAGUCGGUUGAAUUCCCUAAGGAAGAUUGUAUAUAAACCUAACAAAAGAUUUCCAAAGGUAAUUGGUUAUUUAAAGUUGUGAUAAAUAAAAUAAAGGUAUUUUUUCAUUUAUAGAAUCACG
Messenger RNA from Cherax quadricarinatus, 1994 nucleotides. NCBI's taxonomy places the organism in Eukaryota, Metazoa, Arthropoda, Malacostraca, Decapoda, Parastacidae. The record is from RefSeq and is a predicted model, not a curated record.